AUGAGCAAAGAAGAUAAAAUCACUAGACCAAAAAGGUAUCAAUGUCCUGUAAAGGAUUGUUCAAAAAUGUAUAGCAGACCUUGUUUGUUAGAACAACACCGGCGUACUCAUACCAAUGAACGAAACUUUGUUUGUGAUAUUCCCGGCUGUGGUAAGAAUUUCUUAAGAAAAUCACAUUUGAAAGUUCAUAAAUGGUCACAUUCGUCUGAAAAGCCUUUGAGUUGCGAAAUAUGCCAUAGAGGAUUUACUACCAGUCAACAGUUAGCUCGUCAUUUGAAUACACAUCCAAGAGACAAAAUUUGUCCAUAUGAUUGUGGUAAGACAUUUUUAAUAGACGAAGACUUAAUAGGUCAUAUGUUAGAUGAGCAUGUUCUCAACGAAAUAGUGAUUCUGCAAGAAAGUCCUGGUCAGAAAAAGGAUGAUAACUCGUUAUUUUCGGCAACACCUACCCUAGAUUCACCAGGUGACUUCAUUCUACAGUCAAAUACAAGAUAUAGAGAUCCUGCAACUUCGUCGCUUGAAGAUAGUGACAGUAAUAUUGUUCUACAUCUGAAAGAUAAAGACUCUUUUGUUGGCUUGCAUUGCAUGGAGGAUAUUUGUGAGGGUUUUGAUGCUUACGACUCGGUCUUUGAUUUAAUUCAGCACUACGAUGAAUAUCAUCACUUUGUCCCAGAUUCAUAUUUUCGGGAAUUCAAAUGA
Messenger RNA from Debaryomyces fabryi, 699 nucleotides. RefSeq lists its product as uncharacterized. The record is from RefSeq and is a predicted model, not a curated record. Gene Ontology annotation, biological process: regulation of transcription by RNA polymerase II. Bases 1 to 699 code for a protein of 232 amino acids. The transcript has a single exon. Gene Ontology annotation, molecular function: RNA polymerase II cis-regulatory region sequence-specific DNA binding; DNA-binding transcription factor activity, RNA polymerase II-specific. Lineage: Eukaryota; Fungi; Ascomycota; Pichiomycetes; Serinales; Debaryomycetaceae.